CCCCGUCGCCGCCGACACUCCAGUAACCCGCGCACCCCGGAUGGCGUGCUCCCCUAACAACUCAUCCCAUCCCGUGCUCCCUCCCUCACCGCCAUACACGACCCCGGCGCCUCUUCUCCGCCACGCGUCCAGUUUCUAUCGGUCCGCACGACGACGGCGCGACGGCGCUUGACGCAGCGGAUCCCGCUGAGGUUGCCCCUGGACUUUCUGCUGCGUUACUGCUCGCGCUCGCUCUUCCUCUCCCUCUCCGCCUCUUUUAGUGCUGCGGCCUGCGGCCCAGACAGAGGGCAGGGUGCGCGUCUACUCCAGUGCUUCGCGAUCAUCACCGCCACCGCCACGCGCGCUGCUCGUCCGUCCGCCUCACGCUUCCGUCGCCCGCAGGAAGGGAUUGAAGUGGUGGAGAUGAUGCACGCCAAGUCGGAGUCGGACGUGACGAGCCUGGCGGCGUCGUCGCCGCCGCGGUCGCCGAGGCGGGGGGCCAACAACUACUACGUGCAGAGCCCGUCGCGGGAGUCGCACGACGGCGGGUACAAGUCCUCGUCGAUGCAGGCCACGCCGGUGUACAACAGUCCCAACGAGUCGCCGUCGCACCCCUCCUUCGGCCGCCACUCCCGCUCCUCCUCCGUCAGCCGUUUCUCUGGCAACCUCCGCAAGGGCGGCGCCGGCGCCGGUGCCGGCGGGGAGCGGAAGGGGCUCAACGAGAAGGGCUGGCCCGAGUGCAACGUCAUCGAGGAGGAGGGGCCCUACGAGGACCUCGCCGGCGACAGCGGCCUCUCCCGCCGCUGCCAGAUCAUACUGGGGUUCCUCACCUUCGUCCUGCUCUUCGCCGUCUUCUGCCUCAUCAUCUGGGGCGCCGCAAGGCCGUACGAGCCCGAGGUCAUCGUCAAGAGCUUGGUGAUGGAUGACUUCUAUGCUGGUGAGGGUACAGACCAUAGUGGGGUUCCAACCAAAUUGGUCACGGUGAACUGUUCUCUGCAUAUAGCUGUGUACAACCCUGCUACAAUGUUUGGAAUUCAUGUUACUUCUGGCCCCAUCCAUAUGCUCUAUUCAGAUAUAUCAAUCGGGGUUGGACAGGUUCGCAGGUACUACCAACCGAGGAAGAGCCACCGGGUUGUGACGGCGGUCAUCCGCGGCGAGAAGGUGCCCCUCUACGGCGCAGGUGGCGGGCUAAUGCUGUCGAGCGCGGGCGGGUCGGUGCCGCUGACGCUGGACUUCGACCUGACCUCCCGGGGCUAUGUCAUCGGCAAGCUGGUGCGGGUGACGCACAAGGUGCACGUGACGUGCCCCGUCGUGGUCGAUGCCAAGAAGACGAAGCCGAUCAGGUUCUCCAAGAAGGCCUGCGCCGUGUACAAGGUCUGAAAGCCAGCCUUUUAGGUUGUUCAUAGCCCUGAAUUUGUGAUCAACGAGUCAGCCUGUUCCUGCGAAUGUCUGUAUUUAGUUAUUGUGUUGAUACUGAAGACAAUAAGCACACAUAUGGUUUGUCUGAGCUUCGAUUUUGUCGAUAAA
This is a messenger RNA of Phragmites australis (common reed), 1506 nucleotides long. RefSeq lists its product as uncharacterized. The transcript has 4 exons. The record is from RefSeq and is a predicted model, not a curated record. Lineage: Eukaryota; Viridiplantae; Streptophyta; Magnoliopsida; Poales; Poaceae. Gene Ontology annotation, cellular component: plasma membrane. Bases 403 to 1359 code for a protein of 318 amino acids.